This is a messenger RNA of Drosophila novamexicana, 1517 nucleotides long. RefSeq names its product integumentary mucin C.1. The transcript has 3 exons. The record is from RefSeq and is a predicted model, not a curated record. The coding region runs from base 775 to 1392 and encodes 205 amino acids. Lineage: Eukaryota; Metazoa; Arthropoda; Insecta; Diptera; Drosophilidae.
AUUCAAGAAAUUUAAGCUCUACAAAUGAACAAAAGAGUUAACAAACACCUCAUUUUUACUUUUCGCUCGAAUAAUUUAUUUAAUUAGAGCAAACUGUUAUAGAUGUCUUAUAAAAAGCCCUGUCACAGAAUUUCCUGCAAACUCUAUUACUGUCAAUAAAAAGAUGUAGUUGCUUAAGUAAAUAGCUCGUAGCACACCGAACCCCUCCUAAGAAAGCGAGAAAACACUAGGCUCGAGCUCUGGGCAGGGUAAGUCACUCUAUAGUUUACUUUGGAGCGCGCCCGUGGGCUUCAAAGUUUUGAGUGCAGCGCUUGGAAUAAUUUAACAGGCAGGAGCCAUUUUAAGGUGCUACGCGCUACGUGUCCUCUUAAGAUCUCUUCGCUCUUUAGCGACGUUUUAGUGUAUGCUCAUAAUUUAGAAGUGUUGAACACAGUUUUACGUAAAACCCAAAGAGCACUUGACUGAUGAGUUUUAUAAAUUAGGAACUUCAAAGAAGCCGGAAAGGAGUCUGAGCCAGCAGAGAUUGUCCGAAAGAUGACUGCCUGAUGCUACUCACUGAACAGAGCCGCCAUUCAGGGCCAGAUCAGAAUUCGCAUCAUAUUUGUCAGCCACUUGAGCGCGCCAGACACAAAGUGUCUAAAGCAAAUCACACAUUGAUCAUAAACUAACAAAAAACUAAACAAAACAAAAACAGUUCGACUGCCCCUGGGUAUAAAAGUGAGCGGCUACACGCGGCGGUCGGUUAGUAAUAACGUGGACGCUGUCAUCAUCAACAUGCUGAGAACAAUUCCGAUUUGGGCGCUGCUUAUUUGUAGUGCGGUCACCGUGGCGGAAGCAAAGCCGUUCUUCGUAAAGGUUUUUGCGCCAAUUAAUGGUUACUCCAGUGGCACCGUCAGAUCCACUGCAACGGUGGCACCGGUCAACACUCAGUUGAUCUCUAAUCUUAUAUCGACGAAGAUUCAACUUCUCAGUAGUUUUCUUCAAGCCAAAUCAUCCUUUGGCGGAUUUGGCAUCCAGAAGCAAAUCACAUUUACAUCGGGCUCCACAUCAACAACGGAGAAGGCAGUGACCCAGCAAACCACAGAGGUAAACACAGAUUUUAUUCCGGAAGUUAGCUCCAGCACUCAAUCUGUGUACACAACAACAACAGACGGCGACAUUGCGACGCCGAAGCCUACAGUACAUCCCGUCAAGCCAAUUACAACGUCAACGCCACUGAUACCCACGCAGAGUACCACCGAGGGCACAGUGGAGUCUACUCCGGGAAGUACCCCCGGAUACACCUAUCAGACACCCUCAUCCACCACCCAUGGAUACGAGUACCAGACCCCCACACCCAGUACCAGCUCUAGCACCGUGAAUGCCUAUUACUUGCCCGCCUCUCGAUACUAAAUGUCUUAGUAUAUAAUCGAAUGUACAUACUCGCAGCUGUGCAGGUACAUUUAGUAUAUAAGUUAAGCGCUGCUAUCGAAUGUUUAUCUAUUAAUUGAUACUCAACUCUAAUCGUUUCAUUGGCG